Hirundo rustica (Barn swallow) is the source of this 2484-nucleotide messenger RNA. It is a transcript of the gene ZNF76, whose product is annotated as zinc finger protein 76. Bases 117 to 1955 code for a protein of 612 amino acids. Gene Ontology annotation, molecular function: RNA polymerase II cis-regulatory region sequence-specific DNA binding; DNA-binding transcription factor activity, RNA polymerase II-specific. Gene Ontology annotation, cellular component: nucleus. The transcript has 15 exons. Gene Ontology annotation, biological process: regulation of transcription by RNA polymerase II; central nervous system development. NCBI's taxonomy places the organism in Eukaryota, Metazoa, Chordata, Aves, Passeriformes, Hirundinidae. The record is from RefSeq and is a predicted model, not a curated record.
GCGGAAGUGUCUCCGGAGAGGUUCGCAGCAAAGACGACAACCCCGUGUCCCACAGGCCCCCAGCUCUGGGCCCCAGUGCUCCCGGGCAGGAUCCAUGCGUGGGGAGUCGGGGCAGGAUGGAGAGCCUGGGGCUGCCAGCAGUGACCCUUGGGGAUGCCACCAUGGCCUACCUGCAGCAGGCUGGCAGAGGUGAAAAGCUGAUUGAAGGGCAAGUCAUUGAACUUGAAGAUGGGACCACAGCUUUUAUCCAUCAGGUGACAGUCCAGAAAGAGGCUGUGGCUUUUGAAGAUGGGCAGCCAGUGGUGCUGGAGGAUGGCGGCAUGGCCUUCAUAAAUGGCACAGCUAAAGAGAGUGACAAGCCCGGCACAUUCCAGGCUGUCCAGCUAGAGGAUGGCUCCACUGCCUACAUCCACCAUCCUGUCAUCGUGGCACCUGGCAGCACCACCCUGGAAGUGCAGACAGAAACUGGGGAGGAGAAGAUGCCUGGGAAGGAGGAAGAUCCUGUCAUCGUGGCACCUGGCAGCACCACCCUGGAAGUGCAGACAGAAACUGGGGAGGAGAAGCUGCCUGGGAAGGAGGAAGAUGAUGGCUUUGAUGUGGACACCAUUAGUGCAUUGCAGCAGUGUGGCAGGAAGGGGUCUGACAAGGAAGAGGAGGAAGUGACAGACACCUGCCAUGUGAAGAGUGAGGACUCCAGCAACAUCCCUUCCCAGGAUUUGCAGGAGGAGGUGGUGGUGCAAGACCAGAGGACGGGGCAGCAGGUCGGCAGCAGAGCUUUCCGCUGUGGGUACACAGGCUGUGGCCGCCUCUACACCACUGCCCACCACCUCAAGGUACAUGAACGUGUUCACACGGGUGACCGGCCAUACACAUGUGACUUCCCAAGCUGUGGGAAAGCAUUUUCUACAGGGUACGGGCUGAAGAGUCACAUGAGAACACACACAGGUGAGAAACCCUACAAGUGUCCAGAAGACCUGUGUAGCAAAGCCUUCAAAACCUCUGGGGAUCUGCAGAAACACAUCCGUACGCACACAGGUGAGCGCCCCUUCAAGUGCCCCUUCGUGGGCUGUGGCCGCUCCUUCUCCACGUCCAACAUCCGCAAGGUUCACAUCCGGACGCACACGGGCGAGCGGCCCUACAUGUGUGCAGAGCCUGGCUGUGGCAGGGACUUCACCAGUGCCACCAACUACAAGAACCACAUGAGAAUCCACACAGGGGAGAAGCCGUACCUGUGCACCGUGCCGGGCUGUGGGAAGCGCUUCACGGAGUACUCCAGCCUCUACAAGCACCACGUGGUGCACACGCACUGCAAGCCCUACACGUGCAGCAGCUGUGGCAAGACCUACCGCCAGGCCUCCACCCUGGCCAUGCACAAACGCAGCAGCCACGGCGAGCUGGAGGCCACCGAGGAGAGCGAGCAGGCCCUCUACGAGCGGCAGCAGCGGCUGGAGGCUGCUGCAGCUGCUGACAGGGGCUCUCCACUGAAGAGUCAGCAUAUUGCUUUCCUGUCGGAGAUGGAAGAAGAUGAAGAGGAAGAUUCUGUGCCUACACAAGUCUCACUUAUCUCUCAGGAUGGGACAGAGCAGGUCAGUCUGUGUCAGGAAGAGCUGCAGGCCCUGGGCAGUGCUGUCGGUGUGGUGGCGCAGAGCAGAGCCCUCGCUGUGCCCGAGGGGGAGCUGGGUGGUGACACCGGGGCCGUGACUGCGGCCAGCACUGAUGGCACCGAGGUGCGGGGGGUGACCCUAGUUGCUCCUGGGCCAGUGGUGUCAGAGGAAUCGGACAUCGCCCUGCUCUGUCAUCAACAGGUGUCAUUGCUGGCCACCUCCCAUGGCACCUACCUUGCUGUGCAGCUGGAAGAGCAGCAGAGCCUGGAGGAAGCCCUCAGCAUGGCCGCAGCAGUCAUCCACUACGAGCCAGUGCCCCCUGCCACAGCCCUGCCUGAGAAGGGCAGCUGAGGCCAGCAGAGCCGCCGGGGCAGGGGCAGCCCCAGCCUGUCAUGUGCAGGGCAGGGACAGUGUCUGUGCCAGUGCCAGCGUGUGCCCUGUGCCACCCAGGACACUGCUGGGGCAGUGUGGGGCUGCUGGGGUGACCCUGUGUGAGGGGCUCUUCCCUCCAGGGAGGGAGGGCAAAUACACUGCUGCCUGCUCUGGGCUCUGAGCAGCAGCCCCCUUUUGAGGGGCAUUUCCUGUCCCCUCCCUCUAGGAAUGGUCCAACAGCUCCCUUUCCUUGCCCACACCUCCAGCUCAGGGCCAAGAGGACAACACAUGGACAGAAGCAAUAAAAGGCCCUUCAGAGCAAGCCCAGGCUGUCCUGAGCUGGGUGUGGAGGGUGACCAGGUCCUGCCAUCUCUUUGUCACGUUCCUUUCUCAAGCAAGGCUUCCCUGGCAGAUCCCUUGGCUAUGGAGCAGAGCUGCCAGCACUUGCCAGGAGCUGAGCUACACCCGGUUAUAAAUGCUGAGUUGAAAUUAAAAAAAAAAAACAAAA